UAAAAAUUUAAAAAAUAAAGGUGGUGAAGAAAGCUUGGUGUGUUUUUUUGUAUAUUUUACAGUAGCAGUGGCGGUGGUUAAUCAUUCAAUGGCUCUCUUUCUGAUGCAAGCGUGGGGGAGGGGCACCGGACAUGGCAGUUUAGCAGUUUUCUGAGCAAAAACAGGAACGCAGCCCAUAUUCAACAAAGGUGCAGUAAAGGUUUCAAUGAAGAACAGAAUGCCAAAAGUAGCAGCGAAUCUCAAGUGGGUAUCUUUCCCUUUCCACUUUUGGGUCGGGUCUUUCUCUGGUUCAGAGCUCGGUCUGAAGCUCUGACUAGGGCUUUUAUUUUUUACUACAGGGCUUUGAGUGGUUGGUUUUGAUCCUGAAAUCAAUGUUUUUUUGUUGUUUCUUGACUUCUUCAGGGGACUUUUCUGCUCUGCCUUUCAAGUGGGUUUAUGUUGCUUGGUUCUUCCCUUGUGUAAUUUUGAAGUAGCAAAUUUAGUGAUAGCUCUGGGAGUGUAGCAGUUUUACUUGUGUGGUUUCUAUUACAUAUCAAUAUACUUUUGUUUUUUUACAUAUCAAUAUACUUGGGCUGGCCUUGUUUUAUAUUGCUAUUUCAAGAUUUGAAGUCGACUCUCGUAAUCUUUUGUUAUUUAUUUUCAGCUGAUUUCAUCUCUACUUUGGAAGUUAUAUUAGCUUUGAUGUUCGUUGGAAGACUUUUGAGUUCUUUAUUUAAUUUUUGAUCUUUGUUUAGUGUUUUUUGUGCAUUUGGGAUUGUUUUUCUUUGCCAGAUUUGGGCUUCUAUUUAUUUGGUUGACUAUUCUGGAUGUUGUACAUUGCUCGUUGUUUGCUCAAACCAGUUUUUGGUUAGGGAAAGAUAUCCUGUUUUUUUCCUGCUGCUUUUGCUGCACUUUCUGUCGAGGUUAGAUGGAUAUGGGUGACAAAGAUAAAUUUGGUUUGGAGAAGGGAAGUGGAGAUCCCGUCAACUAUCAUUCAUCUAAUAUGUCUACGGAUUGGAGAUUUGGGGGUGCCAAUAUCUCUAAUCAGUCAAUGGGUUUGGUUCCUACAGACAAUUCCAUCCCUGUUCGCAAAGGGGAUCUGAUGGGUUCAUCUGUUUCUCUGGUAAACUCAUUUUGUCCAACCAUUUGGGACCACCCCAAUUCACUGAACUUGGGUUUUUGCGAUAGUAAUGCACAAACCGGUACGAACACCUCCAACACAGUAGCUAUCAGGAAAGGGAUUCCUGUUUGUUCAAGCACUAGUAUUGAUAAAGCUCUGGACAUAGGCUGGAAUCCCACAAUAUCAAAGGGUGGGGUGUUCUUGCAAAGCAACACUGGAAUCAUUCCCCAGAGCUUAUCUCAGUUCCCAGCGGAUGCUGACUUCAUUGAGAGAGCUGCUCGUUUUUCAUGUUUCAAUGCUGGGAAUUUUAGUGAUAUGAUGAAUCCUUUCAGCAUUCCACAAACCUUGGUCCCCUAUUCAAAGGGUGGAACAGUUCAGGCCCCAAUUCAGAACAAUGAGAUGCAUUUGCCUGAAGCUGCCAAAGAAGUCACCCCAUCUGCUGAUCAUGGAGCCACUGAAGGGAAUCCUAUAGAAAAUGAGAGACAAACUGGGAAUUUUAUGAGGCAUCCUGAUGAAGAAAAACAAGGAAUUGGGGUUUCUAGCAACGAGUCUGAUGAAGCCGAUUUUAGUGGUAGUGGUGAUGGGCAGGGGGAUCCAUCUAUGUUGGAGAGUGCAGGUGGGGAUCCUUCUUCCAGUAAAGGAAUUAGCAUCAAGAAAAGGAAAAGGAGUGGUCAGGAUAAUGAGCUUGACCAAGUUAAGGGAGCCCAAGUACCUGGUGAGGGUGCAAAGGAUAACACUGAAACCAAGCAGAAAGGUGACCAAAAUCUAACAUCAGCUACUGCAAAACCUGCUGGGAAACAUGGUAAAGAUAGCUCCCAGCCGUCUGAUGCACCAAAAGAAGAUUACAUUCAUGUCAGAGCACGAAGGGGUCAGGCAACAAACAGCCAUAGCCUUGCAGAAAGAGUACGAAGAGAAAAGAUCAGUGAGAGGAUGAAAUUUCUUCAAGACCUUGUCCCUGGUUGUAGCAAGGUCACAGGGAAGGCAGUCAUGCUAGAUGAAAUCAUUAACUACGUACAGUCGCUGCAACGGCAGGUUGAGUUUUUGUCGAUGAAACUUGCAGCUGUCAAUCCACGGUUGGACUUCAAUAUUGAAGGCUUCCUAGCCAAAGAUAUCCUUCAGGCACGUGGUGGUUCUUCUACAAUGGGCUUUUCUCCAGAUAUGGGGAUGUCUCAUCCCCAGCUACAUCCAUCUCAACAGGGAUUGAUCCAAGCUGGAAUUCCUGGCAUGGGAAGCCCCUCUGAUGCACUUAGAAGGACCAUUAAUUCACAAUUGACAGCAAUGAGUGGUGGAUACAAGGAACCAACUCAGCUACCCAACAUGUGGGUUGAUGAUGAGCUUCACAAUGUUGUCCAGAUGAACUACGGUGCUAGUGUUCCUUUCAACAACCAAGAGUUAAAUGGUUCUUUGCCACCGGGGCAUAUGAAAGUUGAGCUUUGAUCGACAUCUUCUGCAUCUAGUUCCACUUAGAAUCACGACCUUCUAGUUUAAGAGGGAUGAUAAGAGGAAAUUUCUCAUCCAUUUUUUUUUACUGGGAGGAUCUUUCUGUUACUUUAGAUAUUAUGAAUCUGGAGCCAUGGCUGAGGGUCACUAGUUGCUUGUACAGCUGGAGGGGAAAGCAACUCAGCCUCCAAAGAUUCUCAGGUAUAUUAUACAGCUAAAAUUGUUUUCUGAGUAGUAUAUAUAUGCAAAAUAGGAAAUCCAUUGUAUAUGGAGAUAAAGAGUUAGUUUCCUCUGGGAAUGAUGUGGAUGCUGAGAGUGCUGUAAAAGGAAUCUUUUACUGAAGCUUGAGGGAGAUGGGUAAGAUGCUCAAUGGGUUCUCUCAUUGAAUUUGCUGCGAAUCUUGACAGGUUUUGAGGGGAGAUCAGUUCCUUGGGUUUUGGAUUUGCAGUUGAAAUUAUGGUUGUAUUGUUUCAGUUCUAAUAGAAGAAAUGUAAGUUGUAAGUUUUACCAAAUAUUAACAAAUGAAAAUCAUUUUUCAUUUUUUUCCUUGUU
Molecule: messenger RNA, 3091 nt
Organism: Nelumbo nucifera (sacred lotus)
Lineage: Eukaryota; Viridiplantae; Streptophyta; Magnoliopsida; Proteales; Nelumbonaceae
Source: RefSeq, a predicted model, not a curated record